Molecule: messenger RNA, 1290 nt
Organism: Polychytrium aggregatum
Lineage: Eukaryota; Fungi; Chytridiomycota; Chytridiomycetes; Polychytriales
Exons: 8
Coding region: 42-1232 (396 amino acids)
Biological process (GO): peptidyl-histidine methylation, to form tele-methylhistidine
Molecular function (GO): protein-L-histidine N-tele-methyltransferase activity
Source: RefSeq, a predicted model, not a curated record
GUCCUGGUCGUCAGCGAGUAUGCCGGUGCGAUGGAUCUGUGAUGAAGACCAGCGCCGGCUCUCGAAUCUUGGCUGUGGCAUCGAAGAGGGUCUUCCGGCGCGGAAUGGGAUCGACGGCUUGCCUGUGGCUGCCUGUGGCUGCCUGUGCGACCCCCGCUGGAAAAACGGGCUGGAUUUUUGCUCAUCGGCCGAUCGCUCAGGGCCCAGCAUCGGCCCUCCCAUCCCGCACCGCAAUCAUCAUGUCCUUCCGGUUUGCAUUUGCGGCCGAUGAUGAAGACACAGCCGUCGAUCCAUCCAUUCCGAACGAGACGGUGUCGGCACCAGUGCCGGUCCCUGUGCUGGCCCCUGCCAAACUCCUGGAGUUUGACGACCACUUUAAAGCAAGGCAGCUCGAUGUGAUUGCCGAGGUUGUUGAAACCACACUUCCUGUCUUCCGACGGUCCUUGGCUGAUGUCAAGCUGCAUGUUGCUCGCGGCGACGCCGACGACGACCUCGACCCCGCAGAGCGAGACGCUCAGAAUAUUGUGUUUGACCAGACGGAUCUCAUCGGAGGAGUCUAUGAAGGCGGACUGAAGACCUGGGAGUGCUCCAUCGAUCUGGUGAACUAUCUCUCCACCUGGGAGUCUGAGGAUAUCAAAAGCAAGCGGGUAUUCGAGAUCGGAUGCGGAUCGGCGUUGCCUGGAGUUUUCUGUCUCGCAGGAGGGGCUCAUGUCGAUUUCCAGGACUAUAACGAGCACGUCCUCCGCCUAGUUACGCUCCCGAACGCCCUCCUGAAUACCAUCAGCCGGCCGUUGAGGGAAGAUGUCGCUGCCAAUAACACCUUCGAUAAGGAGCUGUCGUUUCGAGACAUCGAUACCAUCUCUGCCAGGUUUUGGUCUGGCGAUUGGGGCCUCCUCGCGUCCCAUUUUGAGCAUGUCGUGCCCUCGCAGAAAUACGACAUCGUCCUGACCUCCGAGACGAUCUAUGCCGCCGAGUCGCACCGCAAACUCUACAAUCUCAUCUAUCGCACCCUUUCGCGCACGGGCAAAGCGCUCGUCGCUGCCAAAGAUGUUUACUUUGGUUGCAGCGGAUCUCUCUUUGAUUUUCUACAGCUCGUGCAGAAGGAGGGUCACUUCAGAGCCACCUCUGUCUUUGUCGUCCCGGACACUGUGCGUCGCGAGAUUGUGAUGCUGGAGUGGAUCGACCCCAUCGAGCCAGUUGCCAGCACCUUCAGGAGCCUCGCCGUGAACUAGCAGUAGGAUCCAGCCGCACCGCUCGUCCCUCACAAAGGCGAUGUAAGCAGCAAAGUCU